Anopheles maculipalpis is the source of this 1164-nucleotide messenger RNA. RefSeq lists its product as uncharacterized. The transcript is spliced from 4 exons. The coding region runs from base 14 to 1105 and encodes 363 amino acids. NCBI's taxonomy places the organism in Eukaryota, Metazoa, Arthropoda, Insecta, Diptera, Culicidae. The record is from RefSeq and is a predicted model, not a curated record.
CAGAUUAAACGUAAUGAUGGCCAGUGGAAGUCCUGCCGGACCGGGCUCAAUGAUGCAGCUGCUGCUCGUUCGGUUGCUGCUGAUGGGCGUACUUUUGCUGGUGAUGCUCGAUGCGGAAGCGGCAGCCGGAAGUGUCCGUACGAGACAAACGACAGCAGCCAGUGUAGCGGAAGCAGACGAUAGUAGCAGUGCCGCAUCGGACGAACUGCUCGAAGACGAAAGUUUCGAACAAGAGCCAGCCGGCGUUGAAAGCCACAGCCGGUCCGAAAGUGAAUCGACAACGGUUCACAGCUGGACGGAGGAAGAUGAGGAUGCGUUGCGUACCGUCGUCACGGGGACAACGUUGGGCUAUAGUGCGGUGGCCACCACGCCAAAGAUAGUGCGGCCCUUAAAGCAGCUAAGCCGCUAUGAACAGGGCUUGGAAGACUACGACGAGGCAGCGGAUCGUGCGGAACGCGAGCAGCUGGCAAAGGCAAAGGAGCAGAGCGUGCAGCAGCAGUACAACAAUAUGGUGAAACCGAUGCUGACAUUAUUUAAUGUGAUAAGCACAGUUUUAUCGUCCGGAAGAUCAAUGCGCUCGAUGGUAUCGAGCGGAAAGCCGGAAGUGCGGAGGACGAUAGCCACCGAUGACGACGGCAAUCCUGGUGACGGUGGCAAUAAAACGGAGAUCAUCACUUUUGGCGAAAAAUCAACAAGCGGCGCCAAUGGCACCGGUGGAGGUAAUGAAAAUGCUACCGUUGAGGGUCGCUACAUAAAAGGAGAUCCCUUGAACGGGUACUACGAUUUCAUCAUCAGCGAAGGGUCAUACAAAUUUUGGGCAGUUUUCCAGCUCGUGACGGCCGCCGUGGUCAUUUACUCUACGCUCACCGCCAUUUACUACUCGAAAGUGGCACCGCUUACGUCGGAUUACGAUUACAUCGAUUAUCUGAACGGUGGCCGUUCGUUUGCCGGUGCCCGCCCGCUAGACGGCACAGCGCGGGCCUCAGCAAGCGGUAGACGGACGUCGGGAUGGAGCUGGGAUAGUCUGUCGACCAGCAGCUGGUUCGGUCCAGCUGCACAAGCGUUCACGAUAGUGAUGGAUGCGAUCGAACGGCAGCCUAAGUGAUGCAUCUUGGAUGAUGGGACAGGAAUGUGUAAAAACGUAGCGCUUGAAAUUUCUAUGAA